AUGCGGGCAAAGAGUGGCAAAGCAGUUGAAAGCACAGAGAGGGAUAUUUUCAGCCUCGAGUCCUCGCGUCUCCGGGAAUGUCCAUCGCCAGCAUCUGCGCAGCUGCUCGAGGCGAAGCUCAUCUUGAAGCUUCGCGAUGCGACCCGGCCGCCUUGCCUAAAAGCAGGCUUGGGAGACUUGCAGCCUUUCGGGUGGCUCGGCUCUGCGCAGCGUUACGGCGAAGGCCAGGCCGACUCGCGCGACGAGGGCGAGGUCGGCGAGGCCGGCGAGGCGGAGCUGCUCCGCGCGGACGGCAGACGGAAGCCAGAGAAGGUCCUGGGCCUGAGCCUGGGUGGCGCCAUUGGGACCAGCGGCCUCCUUGGAGAGUGCGCCGAACUCUCUUUUGAAGCCCAAGCCGGCUUGGCUCGGGGCGGCCCCGAGAUCAAGCCGUCCAAGCCUGCGCCGCUCCCGCCGGACGUGCGCUCCCGGAGAGCUUCGGAGAAGGCCGCCGAGGCUGCAGAGGCAGCGGCAGAGGGAGGCGUUGCCAGAGCUAGCAGAAACGAGGAGCCGAAGCCGCAGCCGCAGCGGCCAGCUGAGAGACAGAGAGAAAGAGCUGGCGGAGGCGCGGGGAGCACCUUUCGCCGAGGCCGAGGUCGCGGUCGUGCUGGUGGCUACGGCGCCCGCUGCGGCGCUGGCCGUUCGGGGCAGGGCUGGAAGGAGGAGCCGAUGAUAAUCGUGGCCGCCUAUCGAGGUUACACCCGUGUCAUCUCAUCAGUCUUUUCUUGUGCGCAGUGGCUGAAAGAGAGCGGCUGGAAGCGGCUGCGCAGCCGGCGCAGCGGGGGUCCUAGGAAGAUCGCCAUGGCGCUGAGGGCCAAGACUCCGAGAAGGGACGCGGCCGCGGAGUCGACCGCCCCGGCCGCUUGGUACGUCUGGAACAGCGAUACCGUUUGGGACGCACCCCAGGCGCCAGCCACGUUCUGGUCACCCCAUUCACCCCAGCCGGCACUGCCAGACGAGCCUUCGGAAGUUCUGGUCGUGAACAGCACUGAGAGCAGGAGCUACGUCGCCCUUUGUUGGGACUUGGCAAUGGCAGACCUUGUAGCGCUUGAUGUGGAGUGGGUACCAGACGUUGGUGACUCCGAUCAUCCCAUCUCAGUGAUGCAGCUGGCAUUUCCGACCUGCAGGGUCUACGUCCUGCAGCUGCACCGGAUUGGACGAAUUCCUUCUCCUGUGCAGCAGAUGCUCGUGGAUCCAUGGAUUACCAAAGUUGGCUUUGGCGUGGAUUGCAAGGACGUGGACAAAUUCGUCACCAGCGGAAUUCCCCUGUAUAGAGACUCGGUGGUAGACAUGCAGCCGCCCUGCGGAGAGCUGCUGGGCGCCCCUCCAAACAGGCCCUGCGGCCUGCGCCGCACGGCCUUAGAGCUGCUUCGCUACGUCCUAAGAAAGGACAUCAGCUGCAGCUGCUCGGAUUGGUCCGUGCACACGCUCUCACCACAGCAGGUGAAGUACGCGGCGCUGGAUGCCUGGGUCACACUCCGUCUCUUCUACCACGCUCAGCUGAAGAGCCCUCCGUCCGUGGUUAACGAGACUAGCGCGAUGAAGCUGCAUCCUGCAAUACUUCUUGCGACUGCACCUUACAACUCGAAAAAACUGAGAUAA
Messenger RNA from Symbiodinium necroappetens, 1638 nucleotides. The record is from the annotation of a GenBank genome assembly. Lineage: Eukaryota; Dinophyceae; Suessiales; Symbiodiniaceae.